Carya illinoinensis is the source of this 982-nucleotide messenger RNA. RefSeq lists its product as uncharacterized. The record is from RefSeq and is a predicted model, not a curated record. NCBI's taxonomy places the organism in Eukaryota, Viridiplantae, Streptophyta, Magnoliopsida, Fagales, Juglandaceae. The transcript is spliced from 5 exons. Bases 1 to 699 code for a protein of 232 amino acids.
AUGCAAAUCCGGACCUUUAGAGCAUUUACAUUCGGUGUAUCAAACCCAGACCGCCCGGUUUUACAAAAGAAAAAAGAAAGCACCAAACGGUGCGUUUUACAAAAGAAGAGGCCCCUAAGCCCCUUUUCUUCUUCCCGCCCCGCGUUUCCUUCCCCAAUCUCCCAGUCCUCGCUCUCUCUCUCUCUCUCUCUCUCUCUCUCUCUCUCUCUCUCUCUCUCUCCUGCUGAAUUCCUAUUGCCCGCUUGCCACUCCAACCUGCAGUCCGCCAUCUGUGCCCCGUCGUGUACUCGCCAUCCGACUAUCAGUUAUACACCGCCCGUCGCUUAUCGCCGCUGUCAAGGCCUUGCUCCACAGGCCACACCGCCGCAAUCCUUUGCGGUCUCCAGUUGCUGCUCGUCACGCCGAAACCCUAGAGCGCAGCCCCCGUUGCCGUCACAGCUCCCAGCUCCUCCGUCGCACAGUGCCACUGCAUCCAAGAUGGACCCUACAAAAGAAGUGAUUCCAGGAGAGACUACCAUGGAUGAUGCUAAUGAGUCAUCACAAGGGCAAGGCAUUCCUCCACUCCCACCCAAUGUAAGUGCUAAGACGGAGGAGUCCAAAACUACUCUAGGUUGGAAGGCCAAGGAUGGAGGAAGUAGUAGUGGGGGACUUGUGCCCAUAGCAUUUAGUAUUGAGGCUUGUAGACAAACCUUAGUAUAGAUGAUUAUUCUUGAUGAGUUGUCCUUUAGGUUCGUUGAAGGGGAGGGUUUCAAGAAGUUUAUGCUUGUCGUUUGCCCUGAGUGGGAAGGGAUUCCAUCUCGUGUUAUGGUUGCGAAUGAUUGUUUUAGUGUGUGUUUGAGGGAAAAAAAAAACAAGCUGAGAAGUGCUCUUCAAGGGCAACGGAUUUCCCUUACCAUGGAUACAUGGACAUCUGUGCAAAACAUGAAUUAUAUGUGUCUCACUGCAUACUUUAUUGAUGAUGAUUGGACUCUACACAAGAAAA